This is a messenger RNA of Oncorhynchus nerka (sockeye salmon), 1379 nucleotides long. RefSeq names its product glycosylated lysosomal membrane protein-like. The coding region runs from base 29 to 1294 and encodes 421 amino acids. The transcript is spliced from 6 exons. Gene Ontology annotation, cellular component: lysosome. NCBI's taxonomy places the organism in Eukaryota, Metazoa, Chordata, Actinopteri, Salmoniformes, Salmonidae. The record is from RefSeq and is a predicted model, not a curated record.
UCCUCCAUGUGUAUGCCGAAAAAGAAAGAUGGCGGCGGAGAUUUUGUACACAAUCCACGUUUAUGUCUUAUUGUUGCUUUUAACGGUUCGGUUUUCUUCUAGUUUUAUCCGCAAUGGUGAUAACUACCGUCGGAAUGUAUCCCUGGAGCUGAACCCUGGUCUGAACUCCUUGCUGACACCGCUGCCCCCUGGUGUUGGCUUGGUCCAUGUGCGGGCGGUCGGCAAAAACAACACACUGCAUUACCUCCUCUGCAGCCAGGGGGCGCCCGCGUUACUACUGGUGCACACAAGCUCCAUUUCAUCCAUGGUGGAGGUAGACUGGCCUGCCUUCCUCAUGCAAAAUACCACAGGCAGCCUGAAAGUGACUCCAGAGAGCAGUGUUCUGUACAGCAACGCACUUGUCUUUACCAGGCUGUGGGAGUAUGACGAUGUCAACGACACAGCUGACCCUGAGCACCUACCCCCCUCCAGCUUUUUCCAGCCCUACGAGCUGCAGAAUUUCACCUGGGGUGACCUGAACAAGACAUUGGACCCCACAGGCCACACCGCCCUGCUUUGUGGAAGAGACGCCAGCGAGAGCUUCAGCAAUGGCUCGCUCUGUCUGAAGUUCUCAGCCUUUGAUGUUGAGGGGCGUGACCAAGGCUGGCCCAGUCUCCUCCACAACGCUAACUCCUCCCAGCUGAGGGUGGGGCUGGACGGCUUGGCCCCGAGGUCCAAUCGCUCCCGCUUUUCCCUAGAGCUACAGGCCGUGGGAAACACCCAGCCCAUGAGCAGAGUGGACAUGCUCCGGUCAAUAGAUGACGAAUACACACCCUCCAUAUUCAAGGUAUCUCAGUGGGUGUCCUCUCCAGUCAACUCCACCUCCCCUGUUCUUGGCUACGCCCAAUGGAAGCCCGUGGCCUACCGCAGGCCGUCGCCUGUCUUUGAGGAUGCCACUCCCUGCCGGCACUCAACACCUGUCCCUGUAGCCCAGCUUCCCCCCUCCGGCCUGGUGCGGGCUUAUUUUGGAAGGGAGCACCAGACCACCGGGCUCAACAUGACCUUCAGUAUCACUGGAGACCCAUUCUACAACACCACCAACUACCUUAGCUGGACUGUGUUGGUGGGACUGGGCUCUCCUCCUGUGGACUUGUUUUCUCCUCUGGUUCUGGUCAUCAUGGUGGUGGGGCUGGGCACUCCAAUGCUGAUCAUCCUGCUGGGCGGGGUGUGUGUGUGUGUCCGCAAGAACAGGCCCCAAACGCACGUUUACGAGCCAAUCCAGGAUAUGUGUCCCACCACAUUUUCUAGCCAAUGAAGAGAGACACCUCUGGGCACAGUUUUUCAAAAGUGAUCUAUCUGGAUUUACCCUAUCGGAUACGAUUAAAUGCAUAGAGAAAGUG